AUGCAGUUUUCCAACUUCCUCAGCAUUGCUGCUAUCUUCACUCUCGCAGCUGCAACUCCCGUCGCAGAACCAGCGGCUUCCCCAAAAGUUGCUUCCCCAUCUCCCCUCGCACUUCACCAGAGACAAGCUUCAAACGCAGGUGUUGAACUCUGCACCGAUGCCGGUUUCACUGGUCGAUGUGUGCACAUUGUGCAGCCAAUUGGCCAAUGUAUUGCACUAAGCUCCGAUCUCAACGAUCUCGUCUCAUCCGUCGGUCCAGACCAAAACGCUGGUGAUUGCCGAUUCUUCUUCGACUUCGGAUGCUCCGACAGCAACGGUUUCCGUCACUUCGAUACUCGCUUCCCAGGUAUCAGUGAUCUUAGCAAAGUGUCUGGCGCCAACGAUGCUAUCUCAUCUUACCAAUGCUUCGGCCCUGGCUCUUAG
Messenger RNA from Glarea lozoyensis ATCC 20868, 423 nucleotides. RefSeq lists its product as uncharacterized. The coding region runs from base 1 to 423 and encodes 140 amino acids. The transcript has 3 exons. The record is from RefSeq and is a predicted model, not a curated record. NCBI's taxonomy places the organism in Eukaryota, Fungi, Ascomycota, Leotiomycetes, Helotiales, Helotiaceae.